AUGAGUCGAGUUCUAAGAGAAAUAGUUAUAAGAGGUGCUCUUGAAACAAAACAAAAUCGUGAAUACUCUGAAAUCUGUUCAAAACAUGAGCACUAUGAAAUACUUGAUUGGGAAUUAAAUUCGCCUUUGGAGACAAGAGUCAGAUAUGAGGAGAUGGCAAGUGGUGGACUAAAUGGUUUUUAUAGACCAAGAAGCGCUUUGGCCCGUGCAAUGUAUGAAAAACAAAGAAAUGAUAGAUACCUACAGGAAUUUGAUCAAAAUGAGUGGUACCAGGUCGACAAGACGAAGCUGUCGCCGGAGCUUGAAGAAAAGUUCAUCCAGCUGUAUCCAGAUAAAGAAACGCAAGAUUUCCUCUCCACCUCCAUCGAUAAAUCUUCAUGGGUUUGGACUCAACUCUGGUACAUAAUCGCCAAGUCCUUCCUCAGGCAUUUCUGGACUACUACAGAUAUCAAUGGCUGGCUAGGCCGCGGUUCCAUGUUCGUGUUAUCGUCAGCACAGACGCGGACCCUGCUAAGUGCAGCACGCUCGGGCCGUGGAAACCCAAACUCAGAUAGACCCACAGCUUUGGUGGACAUCGGCGCUGGAGACGGCGAAGUGAGCCGCAGAUACGCUGAUCUCUUCGCUACGAAAUAUGCCACCGAAAUAUCUGCUUCUAUGAGAAAAGUGCUCAGCAAUAAGGGGUUUACAGUGCUGGACGUAGACGACUGGUGGAAGAGUCAGAAGUUCGACUGUGUAUGUAUGAUGAAUCUGGUAGACCGCUGCGCGAAGCCAAGAACAAUGCUGCAGCAGGCGAAAGAGGCUCUCACCUCUGAUGGUCUACUGGUUCUAGCCCUGGUUCUGCCUUAUAAGCCAUAUGUUGAAGUGACGUCUGACCACAAGCCCGAAGAGCGUCUCCCGAUAUCCGGCACUGCUUUUGAAGAACAGGCUUCAUCAUUCGUUAGCUUCAUGAGGGAACAGGGCUGGGAAUUAGCGAGCUGGUCUCGAGUUCCUUAUCUCUGCGAAGGCGACUUUGCGCAAGCGUACUAUUGGCUAGAUGACUCCAUUUAUGUAUUCAGACCCUUAGAUUAA
Leptosia nina is the source of this 1068-nucleotide messenger RNA. NCBI's taxonomy places the organism in Eukaryota, Metazoa, Arthropoda, Insecta, Lepidoptera, Pieridae. The record is from the annotation of a GenBank genome assembly.